Suricata suricatta (meerkat) is the source of this 4642-nucleotide messenger RNA. RefSeq lists its product as uncharacterized. The coding region runs from base 1 to 1485 and encodes 494 amino acids. The transcript is spliced from 5 exons. NCBI's taxonomy places the organism in Eukaryota, Metazoa, Chordata, Mammalia, Carnivora, Herpestidae. The record is from RefSeq and is a predicted model, not a curated record.
AUGGGCCCAGGGACGUGGAGCACUGUGGUCGCUGCGGCCUCAGAAGGGGACACGCCGCACAGAAACCCUUGCUGGGCCUUCAGCGUGGCCGCCACGUCGUCUCUGGCCGGGAGCCCCGGGUGGCCUGCCCAGGCCGCGGCCCGAAGCCCCGAGCCCGCAACCCCCCCCCCCGAACGGAAGAGCUCUGUCGUGCAGUCUCACUCGGGGACCGUGUGGCCGGCCCGGGGGGAGCGUGCUCUCCCCUCCGUCCCCUGGACCGGCUGCGGCCGGGCACCGAGGAGACUGUCCUGGGUCUGCGUUCGCGGAGGCCCAGCCCGGGGAGGGGAGGUGGCGCUGCAGGCAGGGCACCGUGCCCGUGUGCCGGAAGGGCUCUGGCAGGGGGCCCAGGACGGGGGAGGAGGAGCCAUUGGGGUGGAUGAGAGUCUCAUGGGGCCCCGAGGGAGCGCCCCGCUGGUCAGCUCUGCGGGAGCCAUGCGUCUGGCCACACUGGCAUGCCGGCCGACGGUGGCAGGAGACAGAAGACAAAUCCGCUUUCCCUCCUGGGCUCCACCUCGUGUCCACCCGCGUCCACGCUGCCGCGAUGACCUGCUGAGCUGGCCGAGGGUGUCCCCAGGGGUGUGGACAGCCACUCUGUCCUCUGAGCCUCUGGGCCCCGCCCACCUCCUCUCCUACUUGGGACCCCGUGGCCGGCCAUGCCAGCUCCGCGGCCCACGAUGGGGUGAAAGUCCUUCCCGGCUCACAGCGGGCCAGCCUGGGGCUCUGUCUGCAGACGCUCCGCCCUUCGGCCCGGCCGCCCUGCCCGCUGGUCCGGCCUCCAGGGACCUCGUUCCAACGGCAGGGAGCACGUCUCAGACCACAGAGCAAAGCCCACUGUGCGCGGAGAGUCUCCCCCGGCUCCCACGAGGCCACCGCUGCCGCCCCCGCUGUCCCUGCCCUGGCCGGAGAGGGGAGCGGCCAGAACCCUCCAGAACCCCUGUCUCCGGCAUCUGCUGGGUCCCCUGGGAAUGGCGGUGCUCCCUCCUCCCCACAUCAGUGCUGGCGCCCAGAGGCAGUUUCCUCACCGUGUCCUGGGGUGAGCACUGGCCCCGGGGACGCUGCAGGGUGGGGGCCCGAGGGCCAUGUGCCCACAGGAGCAGAGGCCUGGCCUCUGGGCAGCGGGCAGGUCUCCGCCAGCCGCCAUCUUCAGACCCGGCAGCCUCUGGAGCCUCGGACCUUGGGCUGGCGGCCCCAUCGUGGGCACCUCUGGCCACCAGCUCCUCCCCUGCAGCCGUCCCCCACCCCUUCCCUCGUGGCAGGGCCCCGAGGGGGCACUCAGGGCCCUGGAGAAGCCCCCUCUAUAUCCGUGACUUCCACCUGCAGAGACCCAUUUCCUUACCCCAGAGGCAAACCCGGGACCCUUGGGAGGAGGACCCCGCCGGCCAGGGAGAUGGACACUGUCCUUUGGAAAGGAUGGACUUGACCUUUUCUAGGGGGCCCAGCACAUAAUGUUGGGGUGAAGGAAAGUGGCAGAGGCUCCCCCACACUUGGGGCUCCUCCCAGCCUGCUUUGGGAGAAAGUCCCGAACCCACACUCAUGUCAGGCCUCUGUUCCCAAGUGUAAAGUGGGUGCACGGAGUGUUGUCCUGCACACAUCUGUCCACGCCUGCCCACGCCUGUCCACACGGUCCACACCUCUCCACGCCUGCCCACGCCUGUCCACACGGUCCACACCUGUCCACGCCUGCCCGCGCCUGUCCACAAGUCCACACCUGCCCACACCUGUCCACACGGUCCACACCUGCCCACACCUGUCCACACAGUCCACACCUGUCCAUGCCUGCCCGCGCCUGUCCACAAGUCCACGCCUGCCCACACCUGUCCACACGGUCCACACCUGCCCACACCUGUCCACACAGUCCACACCUGCUCACGCCUGUCCACACGGUCCACACCUGUCCAUGCCUGCCCGCGCCUGUCCACAAGUCCACGCCUGCCCGCGCCUGUCCACACGGUCCACACCUGCCCACGCCUGCCCACGCUGCCCAGCUCCAGCCGCGGAGGGAGGCCCAGCAUCCAUCAGACCCAUUACCACCCAGAGCGCUGUGCACGGGACCCGGCCCUCCACCUUCGUGCCAUUCGCCCGCUGUCCCAGCGGCUCCCGUUAAGUGGAAGCACAGUUCAGGCCCCACUGAGUCCCCUCCCCGUUGGGGCACUUCCCCUGCCCGCGUCUGUCCUGACCACUUAACCAGAGCCCGGCAUGUUUACCUUUGAUAAACACAAAGUGCAUGGUUGAGCCCCAACCUCCUGACGGGGACACGCACAAGCCGUUAUUCCAGUGCUCAGUGGCCCAGUGGGUAGGACACCGUCCCCAGGGUGGGGUCUCGUGGCCCAGGAGAUCAGCAGCGAGCCCAGUGGGGUCCCGCUCUCCCUGCACGGACAUGAGAGGCCAGUGACCAGCCUGCAGCCCCUGAGGCCCGGCCCCUCUGUGGAGGCCCAGCCCCUCCGUGGAGGCCCGGCCCCUCCGUGGAAACCCGGCCAGGCCCGGAGCGGGCCCUCACUGGGGCGCUGGCAUGGGGCGUAGGUGGCCUUGCGUCUGGUCCUGGAGCCGAGCAGCAUGAGCCUGGUGACUGUCCCCGGCCCUCCAAGAGACCACGAGUCAAGGCUCCAGCUCACUGCACCUGACCUGGAGAUAAACAUCCCUGAGGUUGUGGUGACGUGUGGCAGCCCACUGGGCAGGUCAGUGGCUUCUGCCCUGAGGCCCAGAACCUUCUCGGGGGCCCUCCCAACAUGGGCAGCAGCGCAUCCCUAGGUGCGCCCUCCCGGCCCUGUGGCCACAUGGACAGAUUCGGCCCCUGGGCCGCCGGCCAGCCUGCCCUCAGGGGGCAGCGAGAGCCGCAUGCAGACCCUAGACCCCGGUUCCCGGAGCCACGUUCGUGACCACCCAGGAGGAGGAUGCACUGCGUCUGUGUCCGGAGCCCACGCCGGGGUCUCCGUGCCCCUCCCCCUGCCCUGGGGCCCCGCUGGAGCGGGGAGGGUGUUCAGACUCGCGUCCUGGGGAGUUGGGCGUGACCCGUGUCCUCUCCCUCUCAGAGCCAUCUGCCCCCUCGCCGCCACGUUAGCUACCAGACGGAGGCUGGCUGCCGCAGGAAACAGCCUGUCACCAGCCACACGUCCUGUCUCUAUUAAAAGGCCGUUUCAGGAUAAACUGGGGCCGCUUCUUGUCCGCCGGGGCCACUGUCCUCACGGCUGGGCCGUGGGCUGCCGCGUGCGGCCGUGCGCGUGGUGGACGCGCCCACAGGUGCUGCAGAGCCAUGGGCGCCUGUCCCGGAACCAGCAGGACCCAGGCCCUCCCCCCAGCAUGCCCGCCGGCGCCUCUGGAGGAUGCGGUGAGCGCCGGCCGGAUGCAGGGCCGGCGCCCUCCUCGCUCCUGACCAGCCCCAGCGAGCAGGUGAUGGAACCGCCGGCUGGACUGCCCGGGGCAGGAGGGACCCUGCCUGACCCCCGGGCCCUCAGCUUCUGGGCGCGUCCAGGACGAAGAAGCAAGCCUAUGGGUGGCCACAGUGACAUGAGAAUGUCAGAGAAGGACCCCGAGUCCUCGGGGACAAAGGUGUUAUAAAAGAGCCUGGGCGCAGGGCGUGCGGGCGGGUGCUCACGGCCCUCCCCGUGGGGUGCCGUGGCCGGGGCGGGCUGGGCUGCAGACGGAGCGCGCGGCUCUGAAGGGUGGGGCUGGGGUCUUGCCAGCAGUGGGCUUCCAGAGCCCGAAAAUACCCAGCAAACAGCUUUGAAAACUCUUCCGGACACAAGGCUGCGCUGGGGAAACAUGAGGAACGCCCAAGGUCAGAGCCCGUGAGAGAAGCGUGGCUCCGGUCCGCUGCUCCCGGUCCGGGCUGUCGUGAACCCCGGGCGAGUGGCGAGGAGACACGCGUGGGGUCUGUGCAGGCAGCGCGUCAGGGCAGACCCCCUCUGUGAAGCCAGGGGUCCUGAGGGGAGCGAGGCAGGGAGGCCCGCCGCUCAGAGGUCGGCGGUGGGGACGCCGGCCCGUGAGCCUCUGCGCCUGGGGGAGGAGCAAGGUGUCCCCACGAGCCGCCCUCCCGCGGCUCAGAACACCAAGGGACACGCGCACCCACGCCGUGGCUUCCCACGGGGUCUCCUGGGGUCCCGGCCGAGGUGACAGCCUCCGGAGGCUCGCACCCUAGUGCCACCAACAUUCCCACCCACAAGGACGAGGCUCGGGGCUUUCCGGAAAGCCGUCCUCAUGUCCCCGAGGCCCAGUGAACCCCAACAGGUUCCACUCAAAGAGACCAGAGCUUUGGUCUCUGGGUCAGUUGUCUGCACCGCGGGGACCGGGGGCGGGGCGGGGGGCGCUGCUCUACAAACCUCCGGACGGCCUGAAACUCCUGAUUCUCCGGAAGCGGCCGGGACACAGCUCUCUGCAAACAGUACUUAGCAAUGUGUCGUGACCACCCAUUUCGCUGACGCAAAGGCAGUGACUGUGGGUGUGGUCUGGCCCAGCGAUCCUGCCGUGAGGGUCCCGCACGUGAGAAAAUGUCUCAGCCAGGGCGCCGGGGGGCUCGGUCAGGUGGGUGUCUGGCUCCGGCUCAGGCCAUGAUCUCGCGGUUUGUGGGUUCGGGCCCCGCAUCAGGCUCUGUGCUGACCGCUCGGAG